GAGAGAAAGAGAGAAAGGGCAGCGGUUUGGUUCAUCCAGCCCACCCUCGUCUUCCCCCCCUUCCCUCUCCUCCUUCCCCGGCCAAGCCGACUACAGCGCACUUCACGCUGGACAGGCCGCUCCCUCUCACCCUCACGCCUCUUUCCCGCACCUCUCCCUUCUCCAUCAAACGGAGGCUACCAAGCCGGACGCCCCCCAACACGCUCGCUCCCGUUGCUGGCCCGCCCCUUCGACCAAACCUUUCAACGUGCGCCCGGGCUCGGAAUAAAGCCCAGGAGAAAAGAAGAGGGGCAGCUAUAGUGCGGCAACCUCGUCAUCUGUCCAGCGCAGCAUUUGCCCGCGUUCGAACAGCUCAACCAACAUCGUGUCAGCAAAGCACGCGCAAUGACGUCGAGGAGAUCUGCCUCGGCGUCCAAGGAGGCAGAGGCAUCGCGCUCCUCUGCCGAGGCGGCCGCGGCCGCGGCUGUGCCCGCCUCUACCGAGCCUACAGAUGAUGGCGGGGCAAAGAGCGCAGCCGAGACGAUGGCGGCAGGCGACACAGCCGAGCAGCAGCAGCAGCACCAAGGAGGGACAGUAAAGGAUGAAGAGGCAGAGCACGAUGAGCAGGACGAGGAAGAGGAGGAAGGGACGAGCAGCGGGCAAGGGUCCGAAGAAGCGGAUGCCUCGACAAAGGGGGCAGCAAAGGGGAAGAAGAAGCAGCCUUCGAAGCGCAAGGUCAAGGGCGCCGCCGCUGCAGCACGAGCUGCUCGGAUAGCAAAGACGCACCAGAGCAGCAAGACUGCCAAUGGAAACGGCGACGAGGGGGCUGUCGAGGAGGAAGGAGCGGCCAAUGAGACAGACGAUGUUGAGAAAGCGGCGCAGGGGAGUACGGCUGUCAAGGCAGAGGAUCCCGCUGAGGAAGGCCUGGCCGUCGAGGAUACAGGAAGAGGGCCCCAGUCAAGGAGCCACUCGAGCGAGACUGGCCAGUCAAGCCGGAAUCGAUCCACGUCCACCUUCAAGGAGCUCGCUGGUCUUGGGCUCGGCAAGCUCGGAGACGGCGAGGAGGAGCCGCUGAUGCCAAGGAGAAGCCGGCGCAGCGGCGCCAGCCCCAACAACGCCAAGCCUUCCUCGGGAGACAGCGGCAACGAUGAAGACGAGGAGAGCAACGGCAGUGCGAGACAGCAAGGCCAAGAAGCCCCUUUGCCAAAUGACCAGGAGCAGCAGGGCGCUGAUACCGGAGUUGGAGUCGAAGCUAAUGGCGAAAACGACGACGAAGACGACGACGAUCAAAAAGCAGGCGGCCAAUCCAACCUUAAGAAGGAAGGGGCAGCUGCCGAAGAGGCACCCGACGAUGGCGAUCAGUCUGGCGGCGACACGCAGGAGCCCAGCUACGACGAGGAAGAGGUCAACGAGGAGGGCGUGACACGCUGUGUAUGCGGCAGUGCCGACGAGAAUGUGGGCCUGAUGAUCCAGUGCGAGACGUGCAAGUGCUGGCAGCACUGCAUCUGCAUGGGCAUGCACACCGAAGACGAUUGCCCCGACGUGUACUUUUGCGAGCAGUGCCGGCCGGAGCUCCAUAUCCCUCUGCUGCGAAGCUUGGGGGUGCUGCCUCCCCCACGGAGCCACAAGAAGGGUGCAAGCAAGGUGCAGGGUCGCAACGUCUCGCGCGACUCGACGAGGGAGCUGCGCGAGGCAAAGGAGGCUGUCCUCACCCUGGCAAAGGAGAACGAGCGGCGGCGAAAGGAGGGCCUCGCACCUGUCACGGGCUGGAGCGUGGCACAAGGCCAGCAUGCGCCCCAGCAUCCAGACGACGAGUACGGCACACUGCACCACGAGGUCAACGCAGGAAGGAGGAGCUCUUCGCAGCAUCGCAGACAGACAUCCGAGGCUCAGAACUGCAACUCGAGGUCGCAGAGCCGCGACGAUGAGCAUGGGCGAGCACUGACGACGCCAAAGAGCCCGCCUAAGCGGAGGAGCACGAUGAACAGCCGCGACUCUGCCUAUGGCUGGGAACCGAUACCGCCAGGAUUGCUAAACGAGGAUGAGAACUGGGAGGGGCCUCGGUCAGCACAUUCCUCGUCGAACAAGUUCGACUUUGACGAGGACAGGUCGGGGGGCAAGAAGCGCAAGCGACAGAGGGGCUCGGGCGAAGGCGAAGAGGGCGAUGAGAACCAAGACCAGUCUCCCUCGGCAGGCGCUGACGGCGGUGCAGACGAGGGCGUCAAGAGGAUGAAAGUGGAACGACCGCCCAACGACUAUACGAUUGAAGAGGAGGAGGAAGCAGAGGGUGCCGAGCCGGAGGACGCAGAGCACGACGAAGCACGCACGGCUACAGCACCGACAGAGGCCCAAGCUCAAGCAUCGGCCGCAAAGAAGAGUAGCGGCGGCGGCGGCGGCGCCAAGCGUGCCAAGCACCCUAAUCAAUACACGGCCAGGCGUGCCAUGGCGGCUGCCAAUGCGGCCAACGGUGGUCAAACUGGCUCGGCAAGCCCCAGUCCGUCGAAGCGACACCUCGACAGCGUGAGAAAGGCUGCCCUGCGCGAUAGCACGGCAGCGAGCCGUAUGGGGACACCCACGCCAGGCGAGGGCUCCUCGUCUCGCAAUGCCAACCACCCCGGCGGGCCGUGGGGUAUGCCGGAGCAUCUCAGCCACCUGGCUUGGCUUCUCCCCACAACAGCUCCCGAGACGCUCAACGUCAGCGUCCCUUCCACCAAGGGAGUUGCCGGGUCGCAGCCGCGCAACGUUGCCGCACUUGAUGCGUCAAAUGCAACACCAGCCAAAGCAGGGCAAAGGGUGCAGGCGUCGCCCCAGCCGUACCACGUCGUGGCGCUGCAAGAGUCAUCGACCAAGGUCCGCUUUCCUGCGAAGCGGACGACGAUGGGCGAGAUGCGCAAACGGGUGCGGAAUAUCUCAGACUACGUUACCAGGAUCCAGAUCGAGGCUGCUGAGAGGGAAAAGCGGAUGAGAUUCUUGGGCAUCAGCGUCGAGGAAGAGGUCGCGAAGGAAAGGGAACGCAUGGAGGCGAUACGAGAGGGCGAGAAGGAGGAGCAAGAGGCCGUCGCCCGAGAGGCAGAGAGCAACGCUCAGGGGGAGAGCGAAAAGCAGGACAUCCUUGACAAAGACGGCGAUGCGCAGAUGAACAGCGACGAGGUCCAGGCUGCUACUGCUGCCGCUAGCGAGACUGACAAGGGCAAUGGGCAGCAGGAGUCCCCUGUGGCGACAGGUGCCAACUCGACCGAAGUGGCACCGACGCCUGAGUCUGCGUCCAAAUCGACCGAAGAGGGCGAAUCCGGCUCUGACGCCGCUGCUGCCACCGCAGCAACUGCCGCUCGCACAGGUACAGCCCCACUGGUCCGACCGACGAUCGGAGCCGACUCACGAGCGACAGACAUCAGCCUUUCGAGCAUGCUCCUCGUCGACGAGCUGACCCGCGAGCUCGUUUCCUUCCAGGCAAAAUAUGGCACGGCCGGUCUCAGCUUCUGAUGUCCAAUCUUUCUGCCUCUCUCUCUCGUCACUGUAGCACCCGCAUCUCAUCCAGCUCUCUUGACUCCACGGAACCUGCGCUAUGGAAACUUUGAAAGUUGUUGUCUACUACUUGUACAAGUCUUUUGAAUUUCGCACCAACCAACCCAUCCUCUCCGUUACCUGAACCAUCUCUUCGACCUCAUUGCAGGCCCAGCUCCCAUGUCCUGCACUCUUGCUGUCCGAUGUCGUCUUCCUCUCUGCCGCUUGCACCCUUUUGUGUCACGUCUUGCCACGAUGGCUUCCAUCCAAGUGUCCUCCGAUGCUCGUAGCCCUUCCAGAGGGUCUUGUCGAAUGCAAAGCUCCGCCAGACCUUGAAGCCCUUUUCUGAUGACGCCAAUUCACGGACGGCCUGAAGCUGCGUCUGACUGGGGGGAUGCUGGCCCUUUGGCAGCGCGGGUGCCGAUCGAAUCGUCGGUUCGCAAACG
Molecule: messenger RNA, 3929 nt
Organism: Acaromyces ingoldii
Lineage: Eukaryota; Fungi; Basidiomycota; Exobasidiomycetes; Exobasidiales; Cryptobasidiaceae
Exons: 3
Coding region: 385-3462 (1025 amino acids)
Biological process (GO): negative regulation of rDNA heterochromatin formation; negative regulation of silent mating-type cassette heterochromatin formation
Cellular component (GO): Rpd3L-Expanded complex; Rpd3L complex
Source: RefSeq, a predicted model, not a curated record